Hyaloperonospora brassicae is the source of this 2316-nucleotide messenger RNA. Lineage: Eukaryota; Oomycota; Peronosporomycetes; Peronosporales; Peronosporaceae. The record is from the annotation of a GenBank genome assembly.
AUGGUGUUCCCUGGCAUCUCCAAGUUGAUCCGGUCGCAGUGGCAGUACCUGACCGAUGCGUUCAACGCAGAGGACCACGAGCGCCGCGUGCAGCAGCGGCUGAGCAACAAGUUGGCGAAACAACAGCACAAAUUAGCGCGCAGAGCUGCUCGGAAGAACCGGCGGGCGCAACGCAAACAGCGGCAGACGCUGCUCUCCCCGACCGUCGUGGCCGAGCCAACGUACGACGACGAGCGACCAGAAAGAAUAAGCAUCAGCUCUGACGGCAAGCAACAAGAAGUACAAACUGUCUCACGUGAUGGGGUCUGGGCACGUACUGCUGGAGCAGCUACACAUGUUGCCAUCGCACAUGGCGUUGCGGGUGAUUGCAAGAGUAAGCCAAGUGGACGGCAAUGGAACGCCCCACAGGGGGAAGCAAGUCCAAAACGUGUCGACCCAGAGGCCGAGAUAGCAGAAGUGUGUGCAUCGUCAGUCGUGCAAGGGACCAGUGAUGCAUCGCAGGACUUGUUGGAGGUCGCCCUUGAUAUCGAGUCGAAGCUCGAGCAGAAGCAGCGCGAGUUUUACGACUCGCUUGGGGGCUACACUACCGUUGACGAGGACGACGAGGACGACGAUGGGCUGCACGAGCUGCUGUUCGUCAACAAAUGUACGAGCAACACCAGGCUUUCUGCCAAGCCGGCAAGUGCUGCUAAGACGAAGGCAGCUGAGUUGGUGCAAAUAAUGGGAAACGACGUCUCAAAGUUAUGCGGGACGCUGAAACAGCAAGAGGCAGACGGUGCUAGCGCUAGCAUGUACACGGCACAUCUUCCGCCGUCUACAUUGACACCCGGACAUGAUGCACUAUCAAGCUUGACAGAGCUGGUCGAGCGAGAUCCUGAAGACGAGGAUGCGGGUCUGUGUGGCAGCGCAGGAUUCGAUGGCAACUAUGCUGUUGAUGUAAAGGAAGGGUCGCACGGCCCAUGUAUUGCCAGUCGCGGGUUACACGGACUGUGUAUUCCGCCUGCAUAUAGCUCAUUGCUGGCCGUGGAUCACUGUGGCUGCGAAGCCUCAAUAGCAGUUGCUGAACAUGGCGAUGAAUCCAGUCGUAGCGGGGUUGGGUAUGACGCGAAGGUGGGACGUGAUGAGGAAGUUGCGGACAAGAACCUCGAUGAGGCAAAACAAGACGAGAAGAGGCUGAUAGGAGAGUCCGUAAUGCUAAAGCAACUCCAGAUCAAAGUGCUACCGAGUACAUGCGACUUGUUGGAUGGAGCGAUUACGGAGGCUGCUGAGCCGCAGGGCAUAUAUUUUACAAAGUCGCUCGCCGAACCUGAGUGUGCAAACAAACUGAGUGGUCCAAAGGAAGCGAACAUGGAGAUGCGUGGGGCAUAUACCGCUGUGGAUACGGUGGAUAGUGGACCUCAGAUUGGUGUGUCCGAGAAGCCGCUGCACCUUACACAUCCAGAUAUUAUUGGGAAGCAGGCGCAAGUUUCUGAUCCGCCUCCACAUUCGACAGUGCAGUCAUGUCCUGUAGGAAUCUAUUCCCCCGGCACGAUAGACGAGUACGCUAGCUCCAUCUACAAGAACCUUCGAGAUCGAGAGCACCGGUACCAUGUCACUGAAGACGUAUUUGCCGAGCAACGAAGCGUCCAGCCGCAAAUGCGUGCUGUACUUGUGGACUGGCUGGUUGAAGUACACCAGCGUUUUGAGCUCGAGCCGCAAACGUUGUACUUAACUGUCAAUUACGUCGACCGCUACCUCGCGCAAGUACCAGUGGACAUACAACGUUUUCAACUUGUCGGCGUGACGGCGUUGCUCAUUGCAUCCAAAUUUGAGGAGAUUUAUCCGUGCGAUAUCGAUGAUCUGCUGUAUAUUUGCGAGCGGUCGUACUCCAAGGCAGACCUCGUCGAAUGCGAAAGAGAUCUUCUCAACGCGUUUGCGUUUAAUUUGGCUGUACCGACCGUCAACAGCUUCCUCGGAUAUUUCCUGGAGAAUUGCGAAGAGGACGAGCUCACCAAGCAGUUGGCAAACUUCUUCGCCGAGUGUUCACUGCUUGACUUUGUCUUCGGAGCCAAGUUCGAGCCUUCACUCAUUGCGUGUGCGUGCUUGCUGGCAGCAUCUUGCUAUGUCGAGAACCAGGGGCCAAGUCUCGUUUGGACAUACCGUCUUGUGGAGCUUACGGGUUACGCAAUGGAGACAAUUAUUCCUUGCAUGGAAAAGCUGCAGUCCAUUUUGGCAAAACCGACCAAGCUGACCGCCGUUGCGACCAAAUACAGUGACAACAACUUCAGUGAGGUUGCCUGUUUGCCGCUGGAUGGUCUAAAAGUACUGCUAUGCUGA